AGCUUUUUAACGUUGUUCUUAACGUCUGACGAGCCAAUCCAGUUGCUGUACAGUAAUUUGGUUAAUCUAGCCAUAAUACUUAUUAAUACCAUCUGUAAAGAUUCCUCUGACCUCUUUCCUUGUUCGACUAUAGAUACUUUUUUUGUCUUCAGUUUAGUUUAUCUUCCACACAGGGUCUUAGGCAUAUGUUUAGUGUUUGCGGGCACCUGCGAGAAUUUCUGCUUCCUGGUUGCUAACUGUCUUUUAGCUAACCAAACUAUAUUGCUGUCUCAACGUCCAGAUAUUAAAACUGAAGUUAGAAAGACACAUGAAUGGGUCCAUGCCGUGGUAGCGUUAUAACUGACUGUAUUAACAAUAGCAUACCUUAUAAUAACUCUAAAUCAGACGGAUAGAUUAGGGUAAUAACUUAUUGAAGACCGCAAAUUGCACAGCAGCGCCAUAUAGUGCGCCAUUCGAAUUGCCAUUUACCUCUCCAGAUGAUCUGGCAGGACACCCAGCCAAUGAAGGCAGACGAUGACGCCAACAGCUCCGCCCCACACCUUCUCCCUGCUCUCUCCGAAACCGUGAUGCCUCCUCCCGCGGCCUCCCACCCUCCACCGUCAGCCUCCGGCCCGCCUCCCCCAACCUCCAACUCUUCCUCCUCCCCGCCUCCCCCAACCUCCAACUCUUCCUCCUCCCCGCCUCCCCCAACCUCCAACUCUUCCUCCUCCCCGCCUCCCCCAACCUCCAACUCUUCCUCCUCCCCACGCCUCCGGUCGUCCGCCAGCCCCCUCAUCUCCGAGGACCAGUUUGCCUGCCACUGUUGCUACGACAUCCUGGUCAACCCGACGACGCUGAACUGUGGUCAUAGUUUCUGUCGUCACUGCCUGGCUCUGUGGUGGGAAUCCAGUAGGAAGACUGAGUGUCCCGAGUGCCGGGAGAAGUGGGAGGGAUUCCCCAAAGUCAACAUCCUACUGAGGGACGCUGUAGAGAGGCUGUUUCAGGACGUUGUGGAGAGGCGCAGAGCAGAGAUCCAUGGGAACCCCAAAACCUCCCAGUGCCUGCUGGCCUUUCAGAGGUAUGGAGAUGAGCAGAUUGCCCGGGGACCCACCAGAAAUAGCCCUCGCAGGGGGGCAGGAGGCUUCUUCUCUGGAGUCCUCACAGCUCUGACAUGUGUUGCGGUGGUUCUUUUGGUGUAUCACUGGUCAAGUGGGGAUGGAGUCCAUGACCUUCUGGUCAGUAAACCAGUGUCAAAAUGGACCCCGGAGGAAGUUCUGUUUUGGCUGGAGAACCUCGGUGCCUGGGCCUCCCUCUACAAGGAUCCCUUCCUACAAGAGAACGUCAAUGGGAGGUUGCUGUUGAUGCUGGGGGAUGAGGAGCUGACACGUCAUCCGUACAACAUAGAGAACCUCACCCACAGGAGAGCGAUUCUCGCCGAACUGGACCGGGUCAAAGAGCUUGGCGUCAAACCGCCUCAGAACCUCUGGGAGUACAAGGCGGUGAAUGCGGGUAAAUCUCUGUUCCUGCUCUACUCUCUGAAGAGUUCCCCUCGCCUCACCAUGCUGUACCUGUACCUGUUUGACUACUCCGAAACCUUCCUCCCCUUCCUGCACACCUGCUGCCCCCCCUUCUCACCCGCCAGCCAGCCAAUGGAAGACGGCCUCCUGCCCAACAACCAGGUACAUCCCACCUGGCACCAGUGGGCGGAGUUCUUGGUGAAGUACCUCCUCCUUCCGUACCAGCUGAUUGCGGAGUUUGCGUGGGAUUGGCUGUCUGUUCACUACUGGACAUCGCGGUUCAUCAUUGUCAAUGCAGUUCUGCUGUCUGUCCUGGAGGGCUGUGCCCUGUGGAGGCUGUACAGCAGAGCGGCGAUCAGGAGCCUUCCUCAGAAGAUGUGGGGUCACUUCUGGAGGAUGUUCUCCCAGGGCUUCGCCUUCGCUCUGUUCUGGCCGGUGACCCCCCAGUUUGUGUGUAACUGCCUGUUCUACUGGGCUCUCUACUUCAACCCCAUCAUCAACAUCGACCUGGUGGUGCAGCAGGUCUUGCACCCUGAUACCCAAGUGCCGUGAGGGGGGUGGGGGGGGGCACCCCUUUCCCUGGCCAAGUGCCCUUCUGCUCGGAACCAGUGCGCCCCCCAGGGAACAGGGUGUCCGAGUCCCAGGAAGACUGGUCAGAACAUCAGCUAGUGCACACCUGAGCCGCGAAGGUCUCCCGGCGCCUCUCCGUCUUCUGUUGUCUCACGUCAGAUGGCGACGAACGUGGAGCCGUUUCCCGGGACAACGGGGAGACGUUUUUCCGUCUCGCCGAAUGCGGAAGUCUUCCCUUGAAAGCGUCGAUUCUGAUUCGUCAGCCGGACUGUGGUCUGGGAAUACUGGAAACCUUUCUCCGUGACUCUACAGAACGUCGCCGUUGUGCCCGGCUGUUUUAGUUGCGACGCCAUUCCCUCGUCGUUUUGUCAUUCUGUAGCCAAGCUUAUCCCGUGGGCGCCGGCUGGUCAUCGGACGCGUCGGUGCUGACCCGCUUUGCUAUCUGACGUGAGACAACGCCAUAAACCCAGCAUAAUGCACCUCAUUAGAGCGGCACUCACGCUGAUCCACAGCGUUUCUGUUAAAGGUCAGGCAAUAGGGUGCCCCUUGGGGACACGCCCCCUGACCCCACCUGAUGUGUCCAAAAGGUGUGGCUGAGUUAAAGUGUGUGUGCGUGCACGGCUCACUCUGGAUUCUCCAGCCACACGGCGGCUCGUCGGGACUCCGGAUGGACCUCCACGGACGCCAACACCUGAUGUCUUAAUGCUUACGCCCCCCCCCAAACGCCCCCCCUGUUCUGGGUGGCGGCAGUGCCCUGUGGGGAUGGUGGGGCGCAGAUAGGUUCUUUAUUAUUAACUGAGAGGGUAGUUUCUCUCUUCUGAAGUCUUAACUGCCUGGUGUGUAUUUAAUAAGGGAGGGGGCUCUGAGGCUACAGUCAUUCACAUUGAAGGGAAGAAGCUGUGUGUCUGUGUUGGUUUGUGCUAGCCAAGCAUUUGCUGUUGGAACCUCAUAGUACGCGACUUAAUGAGUUCACCCCAGGCCUAGUUUUUCUGAAGUCUACGUCUUAACUAUCAAAUUGAAUUAAAUCUCAUGGAUAAAGUUCAGGCAGAUGGCCGGUUGAAGACUGGACCCUGGUCUGGUUUCCAUGUUGUUGAGGAACUAGUCCAACAGAGGUCUUGGGUUGUUCUGAGGGAAUGCAAAUGCCUUCUUUUCACAAGGACCUUGUCUAUGGAUUGAUUUUAAGAGUUCAUUUUAUAUAUAUUUACGAACUUUUGGUUUCAAAUGAUUACAGAUAAUAAGGAAACAUGUUCUACUUACUGCGAUUGGAUGGAAGUUAAACACGAUGAUAUCCUGCUGUUUUCAUUUUCAGGAAGUAACGAGGUGUGCGUCCUAAAUGUCAGUCCCUUUCCAGUGCACUAGUUUGUUCAGGGUUCUGUGUGUGAGCCCUAAGGCUGUAGUCCAUAGCAGUGAAACAUAGGUUGCCACUCAGGACGCACACUAAGAUUUUUGUUUAGUUUUUUUACCAUAAAAGGGCUUCACCUUGAUUGGUCCUUGUGUAAAUGAUAGUUUGGUGGAUGAUGCUUCUGUGAUAAAUUUUCCUUUUAGUUUUUUUGCGAAGAGAUUCUUUAUUUGGUAUUCUGUUCAAAUUGGGCCUCCAGGUUGGUUGCCAGUAAUUUCACUAUUGAACAUUAAAUUUGUUUUUUUUCUGCUUUAAACAUUUGCACUUAAAGGUAUUUCAACCGUUUGUUCGUCCUCUCUGGGUGAACACUGUCAGUGUGGGAAACGGCCCCUAUUCCCUAAAUAGUGCACCUGGGCACAAGGCUCUGAUCACAAGAAGUGUGCUAUCAAGUUAAAGGGGUGCCAUUGGGAACACACACCAAGUUAUGUGCUGGAAUUGAUGAAUGAGGUGUAAAAGUGGUGUAAUGUCCCUUUAAACUGGACUAACUGCUCCAGUUAUACUGUGAUUCCUUGCAAUGCAUUGUCUGGGUCCUUCUGAUUUCUGACAGAAAAUGAAGACUAACGAACAAACAAAUUAAUAAAAAAUAUUUUUCAUCA
Molecule: messenger RNA, 4061 nt
Organism: Esox lucius (northern pike)
Lineage: Eukaryota; Metazoa; Chordata; Actinopteri; Esociformes; Esocidae
Product: bifunctional apoptosis regulator
Exons: 9
Coding region: 477-2048 (523 amino acids)
Biological process (GO): proteasome-mediated ubiquitin-dependent protein catabolic process
Cellular component (GO): nucleus
Molecular function (GO): protein binding; ubiquitin protein ligase activity
Source: RefSeq, a predicted model, not a curated record